UCGUGUGACGGCUUGCUGUGCUCUUCCACGUCGAAGGUUUGAGGCCCCUCUCUAGACUCACGCAACCCAGCUACUGGUCUCGCACUUCUCACAACCAUUCUACCUCCUCACCACCUUCUUUCCUUUGUCAAGCUCGAUCGAAGUGUGGGUUUUUUUUCUUUUGGUUUUGUGGGUUUGCGCAUUCCCGGGAGGUUUAAGGUCGGUGUGGGUGGUAUCGGAGGUUUAAGGUUUAAGAAAAAAACAGGGGUUCGGCUACCAUGUAUCGUGCGGCGGCUACGUUGUCGGCCCGUAUCAACAGGGGCCGCGCACUAGUACAAAAUUUUAAUAAACUUCAGUCAACCCGGAAUUUUUCUGCAAAAGAUAUUAGGUUUGGGGUCGAGGCCCGCGCCCUUAUGCUUCAAGGUGUGGAGCAACUUGCAGAUGCUGUUCAAGUGACCAUGGGGCCUAAGGGGCGUACGGUUGUUAUCGAGCAAUCAUUUGGCUCUCCAAAAGUGACUAAGGAUGGGGUCACUGUGGCUAAAGCCAUCGAGUUCAAGGACAGGCUGCAGAAUGUGGGAGCGUCCCUUGUUAAAUCAGUUGCUAGUUCUACAAAUGAUGUAGCUGGAGAUGGGACAACUUGUGCAACGGUGCUCACCCGAGCUAUUUUUGUUGAGGGAUGUAAGUCAGUUGCAGCUGGCAUGAAUGCAAUGGACUUACGUAGGGGUAUCAAUCUUGCUGUUGACUCUGUCGUAUCCCAUCUAAAAAGCCAAGCCAAGAUGAUUAGCACAUCGGAAGAGAUUGCACAGGUUGGAACUAUCUCUGCAAAUGGAGAUAGUGAAAUUGGCGAUUUGCUCGCUCGCGCCAUGGAGAAGGUUGGCAAGGAAGGUGUCAUCACUGUGUCGGAUGGAAAGACUUUAUUUAAUGAGUUGGAGGUUGUGGAGGGCAUGAAGCUUGACAGGGGAUAUAUUUCCCCCUAUUUCAUCACUAAUGCAAAGACCCAGAAAGUGGAAUUGGAAAAUCCCGUCAUCUUGAUCCACGAGAAGAAAAUCAACAGUCUUCAAGCGAUUCUUCCAGUGCUUGAGCUCGUUGUCAGGGAUCAAAGGCCACUAUUGAUUGUUGCCGAGGAUGUGGAGAGUGAAGCUCUGGCGACACUGAUAGUCAACAAGCUCAGGGGAGGUGUGAAGGUGUGUGCUAUCAAGUCUCCUGGAUUUGGAGAGAACAGGAAAGCGCUCAUGCAGGACCUUGCAGUGUUAACAGGUGGUCAGCUCAUUAGUGAAGACCUUGGAUUUAAACUCGAGAAGGUCACUCCCGAUAUGCUUGGAAAGUGCAAAAAGGUCACUGUAUCGAAAGAUGACACCAUUAUCUUGGAUGGGGGAGGUGACAAGGCUGCGCUCGAAGAGCGAACUGAACAGAUCCGAGAGGCUAUCAGCGCUGCCACUUCCGACUACGAUAAGGAGAAACUGCAAGAGAGGUUGGCUAAAUUGUCAGGUGGUGUAGCGGUACUUAAGAUCGGAGGAGCUAGUGAAGUCGAGGUAAACGAGAAGAAAGACCGUGUAACUGAUGCAUUGAACGCCACUAAAGCUGCUGUUGAGGAGGGUAUUGUUCCUGGUGGUGGUGUGGCUCUUUUGUAUGCUUCUCGAGAGCUGGAGAAAGUUCAAACUGCGAACUUUGACCAGAAGAUCGGAGUGCAAAUCAUCCAAAAUGCUUUGAGGAUGCCUGCGUACACAAUUGCACGCAAUGCUGGAGUGGAGGGAGCUGUCGUUGUUGGAAAGCUUAUGGAGCAAACAAACAUGAGCAUUGGAUAUGAUGCUGCAAAAGCCGAGUACGUCGACAUGGUGAAGGCUGGAAUUAUUGAUCCUGUAAAGGUUAUUAGAACAGCUCUUGUUGAUGCCGCUAGCGUUGCAUCACUGAUGACAACAACUGAAGCAGUAAUUGCUGAUUUCCCGAAGGAUGACAAGGAGGCCAUGCCUGGCAUGGGAGGUGGAAUGGGAGGAAUGGGAGGCAUGGGAGGAAUGUACUAGAUGACUUGAGGGAUACGCAGGCAGUUGAAAUGUUUCAAAAUCAAUGCGUUGAGGUUUAGGGGACAGCCGCUCAUUACAGCGUUUGGAACAAAGUGCAUGCAGUGAUAGGGAGAUUCAUCCUGCAAGCCGCCGGAGAAUAGUCUAAUUCGGCCAUACAAUGUAAUUAAAGAGUCAGUUUUGUGAUCCUCUAAUAAGCUCGAGGAAGAUUGACAUGGUCCAUUCAAAUCAUGAAUGUGUCUCAACCUAAUACAUUCAAUUAUUUAUUUGGAUACUGAA
Physcomitrium patens is the source of this 2276-nucleotide messenger RNA. RefSeq names its product chaperonin CPN60-2, mitochondrial. The record is from RefSeq and is a predicted model, not a curated record. Lineage: Eukaryota; Viridiplantae; Streptophyta; Bryopsida; Funariales; Funariaceae. Gene Ontology annotation, molecular function: ATP binding; ATP-dependent protein folding chaperone. Gene Ontology annotation, biological process: protein refolding.